CGGCGACAGGCGGGCGUUGCCUCCGCCGCCCCGGCAAGGGGAUGCGGCUUCCGAGCGGAGCGUCGGGCCGCCAUGUCGGUGUGCAAUAUCUGCGGGCGGCUGCUGCCCUCAGAAGCGGCGGCGCGGCGUCACGCGAAUCGCGCCCACCCGGACAAACAGCCUCGCUGCCCGCUCUGCAGCGCCUCCGCCACAGGCUACGAGGAGCUGCGCCGGCACGUGGAGGCCGCACACACGGAGCCACAGCCCCGCGCCCGCAGCCCCGAGAUCGGGUGCCCAUUCUGCGGGGAGGCGGCGGGGGGACAGCUGGAGGAGCACGUCAGGGCCAGGCACGGGCGGCUGCUCGGCGCAGAUACAGAGAGCAUUGAACAGCUUUAUGAAUGUCCAAUAUGUGGUCUUACCUGUACAAACAUUCAAAUUCUCGAGGAACAUGUGGAUUUACACUUAGAGGAGCACAGCUUUCCGGAAGGUGGAGGCAGUGGAGAUUUGGAACUGGCUCAACAGCUUCAAACUGAAGAAGAUAAACAGCGGAGAUUUGAAGAAGAGAAGCGAGAGAAAGAAGAAUUUAAAAAGCUACAGAGACAGUAUGGCAUGGAUAGUUCUGGAGGCUACAAGAAGCAAUUCCUAAAUAAUAUGGAAAGAGAAGUUAAUAGAGGAAGGAUGCAGCCCUUUGAAUAUCACAAAAGGAAAGCUGACAUGAUGGAAUGUUUGGCUUUUGGUAUAGAUGAUGGGAAAACAAAAACCUCAGGAAUCACUGAGGCAUUGUGCAAGUACUACCAGAAUGAAAACAAAGACGUGAGGCGUGUAUGGCUUUCAGCAGGAGUAGAUCACUUCCACUCAUCUUUGGGUGACAAAGGCUGGGGUUGUGGUUACAGGAAUUUCCAAAUGCUCCUUUCCUCACUCUUGCAAAACAGCUUGUAUAAUGACUGCUUGAGAGAUACUGCACUAAUUCCUAGCAUACCAAAGAUUCAGUCCAUGAUUGAAGAUGCUUGGAAAGAAGGUUUUGAUCCUCAUGGGGCAUCUCACUUCAACAACCGAUUAUGUGGUACAAAGGCGUGGAUAGGAGCAUGUGAAAUUUACUCACUGUUAACCAGUCUCAGGAUAAAGUGCCAAAUUAUUGACUUUCACAAACCAACUGGUCCCGCGGGUACACACCCUCGUUUAUUUGAGUGGAUUUUACGUUACUAUUCUACGGAUAAUGAAGGUGCUGCAAAGGUAGUGUGCACUUCCAGGCCACCUAUCUACUUGCAACAUCAAGGUCAUAGCCGUACUGUUGUAGGCAUCGAAGAAAAGAAGAAUAAAGCCUUAUGUUUGCUACUAUUUGAUCCUGGAUGUCCUUCUCAAGAAAUGCAGAAACUGCUAAAACUUAGCAGUGAUGGCGCUGGUCUCAAACUACUUCGAAAGUUUAUGGGUAGCUUAAAAGAAAAGCAAUACCAGAUAGUCGCUGUAGAUGGCAUCCUCACAUUGGAAGAGAAAACUGCUCGCUGUCUGGCUUCUCGGAUCUUAACAUCAGAGAAGAUUCCCUAAAGGAUUUCUUCACUGCCUUUAACAAUCUGCUGGAUGCAAAACAUUGAACUACUGGACUGUGACUCUAACUAACUUAAUGAUUCCUGGACUUACAUCUAGGGGCUUAGAGAAGUGCAACAUCAGAUUUAAGCCUGUAGUUUUAGUCUGGAGUCAAAACACUUCUCUGGGGGUGAAGUGUAACUCUUCAGUAUUAGCUUCUUAGUUGCUUAAAUGAUGAAGUAACACCCACUGUUCUGUAGCAAGCUAUGUACUAUUGUUAAUUCUCAACAAGCAGCAGGUAAAGAUACUAUGAAACUAAUUCAUUUUUGGAGUGCCUGGUCAAUUUUAUCUUUCUAAGUACAAUUAUACUCAUUCUAUUGCUGAUGUUCCACCUCUUGUAAAAUUUGAUUGAGAAAUAUCUUUUAUAUCUCAGCAACUUCUCCAGCAACUAUUUGUUAAGUACUGAAGCAAUUCAGUGUUUUCACCUGGCAUGAUCUGUUUCAUCAGGGAUUCAUUUACUACUGUACUUCCUUUUAGUUGUCUGCCUUCUCAUGGUGCUCCCCUUGCUAGCAAAAAUGCACUUAUUGAAGUGGGCCAGUGUUAGUAAUGGGGCAUGAGGAGGCUGUAAUGUACAGCAUGGGGAUUUUUUGCUCCAGGGCUGUGUAUGAAACAAACCAUUAGAGUGUGGAAAUAAUAAUAAUUUAAAAAAAAGUGAAUAAAUAUAUAUUUUUUAAUUAA
This is a messenger RNA of Coturnix japonica (Japanese quail), 2241 nucleotides long. RefSeq names its product zinc finger containing ubiquitin peptidase 1 (gene ZUP1). The record is from RefSeq and is a predicted model, not a curated record. Lineage: Eukaryota; Metazoa; Chordata; Aves; Galliformes; Phasianidae.